Gastrolobium bilobum is the source of this 2616-nucleotide messenger RNA. RefSeq lists its product as uncharacterized. Bases 206 to 2410 code for a protein of 734 amino acids. Gene Ontology annotation, biological process: asymmetric cell division. The record is from RefSeq and is a predicted model, not a curated record. Lineage: Eukaryota; Viridiplantae; Streptophyta; Magnoliopsida; Fabales; Fabaceae. The transcript is spliced from 3 exons.
UCCGUCCAUCCACUUGGGGAAUAGUCUCCUAUAAUUAUAUUGAAGGAUUGGAUUCUUGAUUGAUGAUAAUAUUACUGAGAGUUGGGAGAAGAAUAUAUGUUUAGUUAGUGAAUCAGGGAUUGUGGUUUUAUUUUCCUGGAAGUGGUUUCCAGCUAGCUCUCCUACCAUUUUUUUAGCCUAAAUUGAUGGAAAGUUUGUCCCUUUCAUGUUUGUUGCUGGUAAUGGAGGUAAAGGGGUUUAUCUGUUUUGUGGAGUUUGGGUAGUGGCUUUGUGUGUGUGUGUGGAAGGGGGAGCCAAAAUGGAUUUGUGGGUUGUUGCAGCCGUUGCUGGAGCUUGGUACUUAGCUAAAUAUUGGAACAGGUUUUCAAAGAAUGGUGAUGGCUCAUCUCAUUUUUCUUUAGAGGAUUUCAAUUUUGAGAAUCCUGAGUCCCUAAGCCAUCCAUUUUGCAAACAAGCACAGAGAGAUGAAUUGGGCAACGAUGUUUGUUUAGAUAGUAGGGCUUUAGAUGUGAAUUCACCUGAUGGUUUUUUGACAAUAGAAUUGGCUUAUAACAAAGGGCUUGGUAGUGAAAAAUUAAGAAGCUUCAGGAAUUGCAAUGAGAGUGAUGAUGUCCUUUCUGCAUCAAACUUUAAUGAUGGAAAUGUGCAAAGCACCAAUAUUGGUGGCAAUUGUGGUUUCCUGCUUCCUGAUUUGUCUGCAGGAGAAGUGGGUUCUGUUCAUAAGCAUUCUGGAAACAAAACCUCUCUCAGGACUAAGCAUUUGUAUGGCCAUAUUAGUAGGCCUUUAAACUCCUUAGAAAGUUGUCUAAUGGCUCAGCUUUGCAAACAACAUGUCAAAAUGGAAGAACGCGUCUUUAGUUCCCUCUCAUCACUACCCACGGCUACAAGGUCAUUUCUUGUUAGUGAUAGAAGCCAAAUAAUCAGCACAACAAAUGAUGAGGAUAAUACUGGAAGUGAAGAAAAUAAGUUGCAUAGAGAAGUCGGUCAAGUUAAAGAUGAAAAUCUAUUAUUUGGAGUUCCUUACUUACCGAAAACAGAAUCAUUUAAUGAUGCCAAGAAGAUGAAAUCCAAUGCAGGCAAUGAACAAAGUGGGAGAUUGAGCUCUUCCAAUGAUGUGUUCAGUGGAAGUCGCAUCCAUACUCAACAUGAUGCAACAUUUCUCUUCAGUCUCGGCAUUUCUUUUGGGAUAAUAACUUCCAUCUUGGCAAAUAAAAGAGAAAUGGAUAAGUUAAGAAAGUUGUUGAAGCAGACUGAAAACUUGGUUCAAGAUCUACAUGAGGAACUUGAAAUUAAAGAUUCAAUGACAGUGAAGGAGUUACACAGUGAAAAUUAUGGUUCACAGGAUACGUGUGAUCAUUCUUUCUGUGAUAAGGAGCUAAAUGGAUUUUAUGCUGAACAGCACAUGGAUAAUUCUCCAAUAAUUGACUGCAAAAAAUCAUAUGAUCAGAAGGAAGAGGAAAGUUCAGACGCUAUGAGCAAAAUUGAAGCUGAGCUUGAAGCUGAACUUGAGAGAUUGGGUUUAAACAUGAAUGAAUCUAGUCAAGAAAGAACACUGUCUGAGCUUUUAGAGCUUGACCCAGACUUCGUAGCAGAUUUUGCUCAAGGUGAGUUGCAAACUGACAUGAUCAAUGGGAAAGAUUUUGUUCAUCCAAAAUUAAAUGACGAUGCUGGGGACAAUAUGAGUUUCCCUGCAAACUAUGCUGUUUCGGCUCAUGAACUAAGUCUGCGUUUGCAUGAAGUUAUCCAAUCCAGACUUGAGGAACGUGUUAAUGAGCUUGAGAUUGCCCUCCAAAAUAGCCAGAGGAAAGUACGGUUUAUGGAAUCAGAACAUGAAGGUUGUUCCCAAAAGUACUUUCCAUCCUCCUUUACUAAAGGAAAUAUAUUGACUUAUGAUGGUUGUGACCUGAUUUGCCGACCCCAACUAGUUUGGGAUAAAGGUGAAGUUGAUAUUAUCUAUAGUGACCCUAUAGCCGAUACCCAAGUUAUGAAUUUAUCAGGUGAAGCUCUAGGUGCACACAAUGAUGCCUGUGAAGAAUUAAUAAGGAUACCCGACUUGGAAGAAAACUCACCAUCAGGCAUCCAUAGUCCUGAUCACAAAGUAUGUUCUUGUUCACAUGAUUGGCAUGUAUUAGGGGUUCAACAUUGUGGAACAAAUGGUCCCCUAACUUAUUCCACUGUUAAUGGAGAGAGACUAUUAAGGGAACUCUCUUCUGGCGAGGUCACAAUGUUGGAAGGGCAAAGCUCCAGUAUUCAUGAAAUAAAUGAUGUUCCUGGAGAUGAAAAUUGUGACUGUGAUUAUGAAGUAGAAAGGCAAUUAAUAAGACAAAUUGUUGAAAGGACCAAGAAAGGUUCUCCUGUUUUCAAAAAUGCACGAAGGAUAUUGAAUUCUAUGGAUGAAGGUGAACAUUGACAUCAGAUACUUUUUAGGUGUGUAUAAAUAGAAGAGGGGAGUACAUUUCUUUUUUUUCUCUUGGGGUACACAUAGUACUCAUUAAUACAACAAAGCUUCCCUUGACCUUAUUUUUGCAUCCUAUUCCGUGUGAUGAUCAGCAUAGCUCUCUUUGCAUGCUUUAGAGUUCACUGCCUUAAAACUCAGGACCAGUGAAAACUUUUUUU